GGACACAAAUAGCCGUAGAAGAAGACUCUCCAGCAGUCGCCGGAUGAUGAUGACACAUUGUUGAACAUGGAGCGAAAACACAUGUCAGCUUUUGCUUUGUAUAAAACGUUGUCAACAGACUUGCCUCCUCCUGCUACGAAGCCUUCCCUGCAGGUGGCAGAUAAGAAGAAAAGGAAAAAGGAGAAUGGGGCUAAUAAGGUCAACACAGUUAAAGCUCAAUUAAAGCCUGAAAGGAAGAAAGUGCGAAAGAAGCUCCUAAAGUCUGCAAAAAAAGAGGAGAGCCUUAAGGGAAUGACAGAAGAUGAGGAGUGUGUAAAUGGAGAUGGUGAGGCUGUGGAUGCUUUGCUGGCCGAUCUGGGAAAAGUCAACAGCAGCAGGGAGAGAGCGAGCAAGCUGUUCCAGUGGCUCAUCAACCCCAUUCCUGCCAAGUCCUUCUUCAGGGAAACAUGGGAAAAGAAACCUAUUCUUGUUCAACGUAAGACUCCAGAUUAUUACAAGGGACUGUUCUCCACAGCAGAGUUUGAUCGCAUACUAAGACAGGAGGAUGUUCAGUAUGGAGUGAACCUGGAUGUCACGAGCUACACUAAUGGCAAAAGAGAGACGCACAAUCCUCCGGGGAGAGCUCUGCCUUUCACUGUGUGGGACUUCUAUGAGAGUGGCUGCUCCCUCCGCAUGCUGAAUCCCCAGGGUUUCUCCUCCACGGUGUGGAACGUGCUGUCCAUCCUCCAAGAGCAGUUCGGCAGCAUGGCAGGAGCCAACGUAUACCUGACGCCACCUGGAACACAAGGCUUUGCUCCACAUUAUGACGACAUUGAGGCGUUUGUGGUUCAGCUGGAGGGGAAGAAACAUUGGAGAGUGUACAACCCAAGGACAGAAGAUGAGGUCUUGCCUGUGCUUUCAAGUGCCAACUUCGAUCAGGCAGACAUCGGGAAGCCGAUCCUGGAAGUGGUCCUCGAAGCCGGGGAUCUCCUUUACUUUCCCCGAGGAUUCAUCCACCAGGGCGACUGCCUCCCAGAUGCUCACUCCCUCCACAUCACCAUCUCCUCUCACCAGAAGAACAGCUGGGGGGAUCUGCUACAGAAGUUGGUUCCAGCAGCAUUGGAAAUAGCAAUGGAGGAGGAUGUGGAGUUCAGACAGGGCUUACCUCUGGAUUACCUGACAUACAUGGGAGUACAGAACUCUGACAAGGAUGACCCACGCAGGACAAAAUUCUUCUCGCGAAUUGAGAGUCUGAUGAAGAAGCUCAUUACUUACGCCCCGGUCGAUGCUGCCGUGGAUCAGAAAGCCAGAGACUUCCUCCAUGACUGCCUUCCUCCCAUGCUCACACCAGAGGAAUUGGCCAGCAGCGUGCAAGGAGCAUCUACUAGGUGGGAGCGCGGGCAAGUUCUGGAUGUAGGUGCACAAAUCACUACCCAGACCCGAGUCAGAAUUCUCCGUGCUGGAUGUGCCAGGUUAUGCAGUGAUGGAGAAGCUGUUCAUCUUUACUACACAACAGACAACUCCAGAGUUUACCACAAAGAGGAGCCCAAGAGUUUUGAAAUAAAAGCAGAGCACACAGAUGCCAUGGAGUUUCUGAUCCAUUCAUAUCCCAAAUUUGUGACAGUAGGAAGUUUCCCAUGUGAUUCCGCAGACGACAGGAUCGCUUUGGCUGAACUGCUUUUCGAGAGGGGGAUUAUCCACACUGCCGGACCUCUGUAGUGACCGCAGAUUCUUCAGUCAUGCUGACUGCAUGAAUAGAUUGCCUCUGUACAAAAUACACAUUGAACAACCCAUUUAUGAAUAUGCUCUCCGUUCAGCAUCAAAUAAACCAGUUUAAUCCUGUCAUGA
Perca fluviatilis (European perch) is the source of this 1827-nucleotide messenger RNA. It is a transcript of the gene riox1, whose product is annotated as ribosomal oxygenase 1. Gene Ontology annotation, molecular function: histone H3K36 demethylase activity; histone H3K4 demethylase activity. Lineage: Eukaryota; Metazoa; Chordata; Actinopteri; Perciformes; Percidae. Gene Ontology annotation, cellular component: nucleolus. The coding region runs from base 67 to 1698 and encodes 543 amino acids. The transcript has 15 exons. The record is from RefSeq and is a predicted model, not a curated record.